This is a messenger RNA of Psylliodes chrysocephalus, 321 nucleotides long. NCBI's taxonomy places the organism in Eukaryota, Metazoa, Arthropoda, Insecta, Coleoptera, Chrysomelidae. The record is from the annotation of a GenBank genome assembly.
AUGUCUACGAUUACCAUAAAAUAUAAAAUGUGUAACAUUAUACAAGAAUUAUAUUUAGAAAAUCCACAAAAAAAUUCAUCUAAAGCGAAAAUGAUUGACGUUAAUUCAGCUGUAACUUUAGGAACUAUUUCAACUGGAAUUGGAUUUUCUGCUUUAGAGGAAUUGACAGCUGCUAUAAACAUGCCCUGUGUGACAGAAAAAUUGUAUAACAAGAUAUACAAAAAAACAUCGGAUAUCAUUUUAUUAGCAAGUUUUAAAGUUAUGAAAGAAGCUGCUAAGAAAGAAGCAGAAUUAGCUAGAAAUCUAGGGGAAAUAGAUUAA